Molecule: messenger RNA, 3825 nt
Organism: Tupaia belangeri chinensis (Chinese tree shrew)
Lineage: Eukaryota; Metazoa; Chordata; Mammalia; Scandentia; Tupaiidae
Gene: PTPN3
Product: protein tyrosine phosphatase non-receptor type 3
Biological process (GO): protein dephosphorylation
Cellular component (GO): cytoskeleton; cytoplasm; cytoplasmic side of plasma membrane
Molecular function (GO): cytoskeletal protein binding; protein tyrosine phosphatase activity
Source: RefSeq, a predicted model, not a curated record
CGAUAUGGAAUGAUUUAUCAGGUUCCUCAGCGAUAGUUAUGACCUCCCGGUUACGUGCGUUGGGUGGAAGAAUUAAUAACAUACGUACCUCAGAAUUACCCAAAGAGAAAACACGAUCCGAAGUCAUCUGCAGUAUCCGCUUUUUAGAUGGCUUGGUACAGACCUUUAAAGUUAAUAAGCAAGACACUGGUCAAGUCCUCCUGGAUAUGGCGUACAACUACCUGGGCGUGACAGAAAAGGAGUAUUUUGGUCUGCAACAUGGUGACGACUGCUUGGACUCUCCCAGAUGGCUGGAGUCAGGCAAACCCAUCCGGAAGCAGUUGAAAGGAGGUUUCCCCUGUACCCUGCAUUUUCGAGUAAGAUUUUUUAUACCUGAUCCCAACACACUGCAGCAAGAACAAACCAGGCAUUUGUAUUUCUUACAACUGAAGAUGGAUAUUUGUGAAGGAAGGUUAACCUGCCCUCUUAACUCAACAGUGGUUCUGGCAUCCUACGCAGUACAAUCUCAUUUUGGAGACUAUAACUCUUCUAUACAUCAUCCAGGCUACCUUUCUGAUAGUCAGUUUAUACCAGAUCAAAAUGACGACUUCUUAACGAAGGUGGAAUCUCUCCAUGAACAGCACAGUGGGCUAAAGCAAUCAGAAGCAGAAUCAUGUUACAUCAACAUCGCUCGGACCCUCGACUUCUAUGGAGUAGAACUGCACAGUGGUAGGGAUCUGCACAAUUUAGAUCUAAUGAUUGGAAUUGCUUCCGCGGGCAUCGCUGUGUACCGAAAAUAUAUUUGCACAAGUUUCUAUCCUUGGGUGAACAUCCUCAAAAUUUCUUUCAAAAGGAAAAAGUUCUUUAUACAUCAGCGACAAAAACAGACCGAAUCCAGGGAACAUAUCGUGGCCUUCAACAUGCUAAAUUACCGAUCUUGCAAAAACUUGUGGAAAUCCUGUGUCGAGCACCAUACGUUCUUCCAGGCAAAGAGGCUACUACCUCAGGAAAAGAAUGUUCUGUCUCAGUACUGGACACUGGGCUCUAGGAACCCCAAAAGAUCUGUGAAUAACCAAUAUUGCAAGAAGGUGAUUGGAGGGAUGGUGUGGAACCCAGCCAUGCGGAGAUCUUUCUCAGUGGAGCAUUUGGAAACCAAGAGCCUACCUUCGCGGUCUCCUCCUAUAACCCCCAACUGGCGAAGUCCUCGGCUCCGGCACGAAAUCAGAAAGCCACGCCACUCUUCCGCAGACAACCUUGCUAAUGAAAUGACGUACAUUACGGAAACUGAAGAUGUGUUCUACACAUACAAGGGAUCCCUGUCCCCUAAAGACAGCGAUUCCGAAGUUUCUCAGAAUCGAAGCCCACACCGAGAGAGUUUAUCCGAGAACAAUCCAGCUCAAAGCUGCCUGACCCAGAAGUCAUCCAGUUCUGUGUCUCCAUCUUCAAAUGCUCCAGGCUCCUGCUCCCCAGAUGGCGUUGAUCAGCAGUUCUUAGAGGACUACCACAGGGUGACCAAAGGGGGCUCCACCGAGGACGCCAGCCAGUACUACUGUGACAAGAAUGAGAAUGGUGACAGCUACUUAGUCUUGAUCCGUAUCACGCCUGAUGAAGAUGGAAAAUUUGGAUUUAAUCUUAAGGGAGGAGUCGAUCAAAAGAUGCCUCUUGUGGUAUCGAGGAUAAACCCAGAGUCACCUGCGGACACCUGCAUUCCUAAGCUGAAUGAAGGGGAUCAAAUCGUGUUAAUCAAUGGCCGGGACAUCUCAGAACACACCCAUGACCAAGUGGUGAUGUUCAUCAAGGCCAGUCGGGAGUCCCACUCGAGGGAGCUGGCCCUGGUGAUCAGGAGGAAAGCUGUCCACGUGUGUGCCGACACCAGAUCUGAAGAUGAACUGAACCAGCUCUUCCCAGAGGCCAUGUUCCCCAUAUGUCCGGAGGGUGGGGACACGCUGGAGGGGUCCAUGGAGCAACUAAAGAAGGGCCUCGAAAGCGGGACAUUGCUCAUCCAGUUCGAGCAACUCUAUAGAAAGAAGCCAGGUUUGGCCAUCACGUUUGCAAAGCUGCCUCAAAAUUUGGACAAAAACCGAUACAAAGAUGUGCUGCCUUAUGAUACCACCCGGGUAUUAUUGCAGGGAAAUGAAGAUUACAUUAAUGCAAGCUAUGUGAACUGCUAACCUUGUGAACAAGUACAUUGCUGCUCAGGGACCCCUGCCACAUACCUGUACACAGUUUUGGCAAGUCGUCUGGGAUCAGAAGUUGUCACUUAUCGUCAUGUUGACAACUCUCACAGAGCGAGGGCGGACCAAAUGUCACCAGUACUGGCCCGAUCCCCCCGAUGUCAUGGACCAUGGCAGCUUUCACAUCCGCUGUCAGUCAGAGGACUGCACCAUCGCCUACGUGUCCCGAGAGAUGCUGGUUACGAACACCGAGACUGGGGAAGAGCACACAGUGACGCAUCUCCAGUAUGUGGCAUGGCCCGACCAUGGUGUGCCCGAUGACUCCUCGGACUUUCUGGAAUUUGUAAACUACGUGAGGUCCCUGAGAGUGCACGGUGAACCUGUCCUAGUUCACUGCAGUGCUGGAAUAGGUCGAACCGGCGUGUUGGUCACUAUGGAAACAGCCAUGUGCUCAAUUGAGAGAAACCUGCCUGUUUACCCACUGGAUAUUGUCCGGAAAAUGCGAGACCAGCGCGCCAUGAUGGUACAGACGUCAAGCCAGUACAAGUUUGUGUGUGAAGCGAUUAUUCGUGUGUAUGAAGAAGGCUUAGUCCAAAUGCUGGAUCCCAGUUAAGACAACUGUGAAGCAUUCAUUCCUCUUUCCCAAGGGCAUCUUCCUCAAGAGAGAAGGAUGGACCUUCUUUCUGGAAGCAGCAAGAGGAACUGGUAGCUGUGGGAAGGGAGUGAGCACAUUUGAAGCCAGGCACUUUAAAUUUCUAGAGGAAAGGUAUCUUGUACAUAGGAACUGAUGUAGAUACGCAUGCAAUUCCGGCAUCAUUUAGGCCCGUAUUCCUGCAGAGAGAAAUGAAAAAGGGAUUUCAGUGUGGGGCCUGUCCUAAUGCCCUGCUCCCUAGACAUCACCGUACCCCUGCCAGCCAUCCUUGGACAGGCGAGAGGGGGUGCCAGCAGUGCCGUUGGCCUCCCAGAGGUGAGAUGGUGUGGUCACUUAGGGAUGGGGGCUGUUUUGUGUGUUUAUGUGUACAGAACCGUAAGGGCUCAGCUUUCUGUGCUUCUAGGUGGAGCCAGAACAGUUGUCGUUUCCCUGCCUGAUGCUAAGGAAGCCUCGAUGAAUGUACUCAACAGCAGGGCAGUGGGAACUCAGGCUGAAGGACAGCUGUACCUUUUUUGCUCCACGUUCCUUUGUCCCAUCUCCUUGCCACCCGUGAUACUCAUGUUUCUGAGAAUGUGUCCGAAAGGCUUCUUCUGUCUCCCUGCGUUAAUCCCUCUUCACGUUCACUCUCGGUGCCUGGACCGGAUUAGUCAUGUAUGUUCGGGUGCCUUUUCAGCCGGACUCUGAGAACUAGGACUCCCGGGUCUUCUUGUCAUCAUGCAUCUCAGUUUUAGAAGCAGGUGUGUCUCUCUGUCUCUGCUAGCCUCUUCCUGUAUACUCAGAUCCCAGGACUGGAAUCGCUGACUACUGAAUCUACUACAUGUAUUGCUGCUACUUCAAGCUACUACACUUGAAACAUUAUGGUUUUCCCGAGGGGAGAUGGGACAAUGUCAGCUAAAUAUUCAGAAUCUUCAGGCCUUGUGAGAAAAGUUCUAGACGUUGAACUAUGGCAAACCCAGCUUCUAGAGGGUUGUCCGCGGGGGUGUGUACGUGUACGUGCACCCAUGGGUGAGUGUUUCUCAG